Peronospora matthiolae is the source of this 1263-nucleotide messenger RNA. The record is from the annotation of a GenBank genome assembly. Lineage: Eukaryota; Oomycota; Peronosporomycetes; Peronosporales; Peronosporaceae.
AUGCAGUUCUCCUUGUGGCGCCUGGGCCUGGGGCUGCUGGCAACGAUCGCAGCGUUCCUACUGUCUCGACCCGUGAUCGAAGGCCUGCUCCACAUUGUCCGCACUCGUCUCGACAAGCGCGUACGCUGGAUUGCAGAUGUGCAGCACUAUAUGCUCACGUACCUCUGGUGGUUCCUGUUCCUAUUCCUGGUGCGACAUGUCGUUGCUCAGUACAUUCUGGGUUUGGGCAGCAAGAAAGACGAGGUGAUGCAGUACUUGGGUUACCUUGUAGCCAUCCCACUGGUACUCGGUACCUUUUCGAUGCGCAAAGUUAUCACAAAUGCUUUUGUUCGCUAUCUCAAGUGGGAUCGUUACUCGUCGGACUAUGACGCGCGUGUCUUUGUUAUCACGGAGUUCAUCAAGUUUAUGUGCAUCGUGUUUAUUCUCAUUGAGAUCUUUUACAUUUUCUUCAUCUCGAAUCCAUUCAUGCGGUUCUUCCUCGUCGUCGGAUUCUUGAGCGUCGAACUUGUGGUUGUGCUCGCAGGUUUCACAGUGCUGAAAAAUGUAGCGAUGGGUCUCUUUCUUAUCUUUGCAGAACCUUUUCGCACUGGUAGUGAAGUAAAAGUGCGGAAUCUGCUGGGGUUCAUCGAACGCGUGUCGCUUGCUAGGACAACCAUGCGACGAACCGACGGGUCGAUGAUAUUUGUCCCGAAUGGCAUCUUUGCCGAUAAUUAUCAGACGAGCGGCAAUGCCUUGGAUGCCCACAGACAUUCGGUCACGCUGCACCUUCAUCCCACUACGUCUGUCCAACAGAUCAAAGAGCUGGUGCAUGAGCUGCAGAUUGUUUUGCCAGAGUACGCUUUGACGAUGCAAGCGCUUUCUGCACUACGCAGGGAUCGCCGCGAGGUCUAUGCUAUCCGAUCGAAUAGUGUCGCGUGUAACAGCAUAAGUGGAGGAAGUGAUGACAGCGUCCCAAGAGAUCAGCAUCCGUCCACUGCAAGUAGCGAAUCCAGCACUGCUACACCCCCUACUCGUGGGAGAACGCGCACCACCUCGAGCGCAUUUGAUGCGACUGGUCGGCCAAUUUUACCGCUUUCUUCGCCUGUCCGCGUUGAGCUUCACGCCAUGUUCACGGUGAAAGUGACUGUACUCGUCGACCGUGAACGUUUCGGCUCGCUCGAGAAGGCAAGGACAGAGGUGAAUCUUGCAAUCAUUCACACGAUCCAGCGGUUCGACGUCAUCACGGAACAAAAGGGCGCCGCUUGCAGAAGAGCGGUGACCUAG